AUGUGCAUCCUCUCCAUCUCCACCAUCAACGUGGAGCGUUACUACUACGUGGUGCACCCCAUGCGCUACGAGGUGAGGAUGACGGUGGGCUUGGUGGCCUGCGUCCUCGUCGGCGUCUGGCUCAAAGCCGUGGCCACCUCCCUCGUCCCCGUGCUGGGCUGGUUGUCCCCCGACCGCCCGCCGGUGCCCGCCGGCCGCGGCUGCUCCCUGAGGACGUUCGGAGGGGGCAAAGCGGCCGCGAUCUUGCUGGCCGUGGGGGGCCAGUUCCUCUUCUGCUGGCUGCCCUAUUUCUCCUUCCACCUCUACACCGCCCUCAGCACCCAGCCCUUGGUGGGGCCGGCGGCCGAGACCGUGGUCACUUGGCUCGGGUACUUCUGCUUUACCUCCAACCCUUUCUUCUACGGGUGCCUCAACCGGCAGCUCCGGGGCGGGUACGGCCGCCGCCUCCCCAGCCGGGAGGGCUCCAUCGAGGAGAACUUCCUCCAGUUCCUCCAGGGCACUGGUUGUCCCAUCGAGCCCCGACCUCGCACCCCCAGCCCCAAACGGGAUCAACCCCCCGUUGAUUUUCGCAUCCCGGGGCAGAUCGAUGAGGACGUGGCGGAGGGGCCGGAGCGACGCG
Molecule: messenger RNA, 619 nt
Organism: Mesitornis unicolor (brown roatelo)
Lineage: Eukaryota; Metazoa; Chordata; Aves; Mesitornithiformes; Mesitornithidae
Product: probable G-protein coupled receptor 61
Exons: 3
Biological process (GO): G protein-coupled receptor signaling pathway
Cellular component (GO): plasma membrane; signaling receptor complex; endosome
Molecular function (GO): G protein-coupled receptor activity
Source: RefSeq, a predicted model, not a curated record